CCAACUACUGCUGUGCCAACAACAACAACUGCAGGAGAAAUAACAAUUGCUGGACCAACAAUGCCAACUGUUGAAGCAACAAGAACAAUUGCUCGACCAGGAGCUACAACUGCAGUACUCACAACAACAACUGAAGGACCAAAAACACCAACUUCAGAUCCAACAACAAAAGAACAACCCAACACUGCUACUGCUGGACCAUUAACUACUACCUGGGGACCCAUAACAACUGAAGGACCAACAACGCCAACUGCUGAACAAACACCACCAUCCGCAGGACCAACUACUGCUGCACCAAAAACAACAACUGCAGGAGUAAUAAUGAGACCCUCUGAACCAACAACUACAAUUACUGAAACAAGAGCUACAACCACAGGAACAUCCACAACUGCAGGACCAACAACAACUGUUGAACCAACAACAAUUGCAGGACCUACCACUGCUACUGAAACACUAUUAACUAAUAGUUCGGGACCCACAACAAAAACUGCAGGACCAACAACACCAACUGCAGAACCAACAUCAAAAGAAGGACAUACCACUGCUUCUGCAGGAGCAUUAACUAAUGCGGGAGGACCCACAACAAUUGAAGGAAGAACAACAACUGCAGGAUCAACAACGCCAACUGCCCAACAAACAACCCAAUCCACAGGACCAACUGCUGCAGUGCCAAAAACAACAAUUAGAGGAGCAAUAACAAUUACCGGACCAACAGCGCCAACUAUUGAACCAACAAGGACAAUUGCUCGAACAAGAGUUACAACUGCUGUACUCACAACAACAAUGGAAGGACCAACAGCACCAAGUGCAGAACCAACAACCGAAGAAGAACCUACCACUUCUACUGCAGGACCAUUAACUAAUACAGGGGGACCAACAACAACUGAAGGACUAACAUCAAAAACUGCAGGACCAUCAACAAUAACUUCUGAACCCACAACUACAAUUGCUGGAACAAGAGGUACAACUCCAGGAACAUCAACAACUGCAGGACCAACAUCGGCAAAUGCUGAACUAACAACAACUGCAGGAACAUUUAGUACUACAGCGGGACCAAUAACAUUAACUGCCAGACCAACAUCGACAACUGCUGGGUCAGAAACAACAGAUGCAGGACCGACAACAUCAACUCCAGAACAAACCACUACGACGGCAAAUCCUGAACCACUAACAAUUUAUGGAUCAAGAGCUACAACUGCAGGACUUCCAACAGCAACUGCAGGAACAUCAACCACUGGAGGACCAACAACAACUGUUGAACCAUCAACAACUGCAGAACAUACCACUGGCUCUGCAGGCCCAUUAACUUCUAAGGGGGGACCCACCACAACUGCAUUACCAACAUCAAAAACUGCAGGACAAAAAACGCCAACUGCUGAACAAACAACACCAUCCGCAGCACCCGCAAAUACAGUGGCAAAAACAACAACUGCAGUAGCAAUAACGCCCACGACAACGACAGCUGCUGGAACAAGAGCCACAAAAGAAGUUGCAGGACCAACAACGACAACUUCGAAACAAACAAUUUCAAUUGUUGGAACAAGAGAUACAACUGCAGAAACGUCAACAACUGCAGGACCAACAAUAAUUGCAGGACCUACCACUGCUACUGCAAGACUAUUAACUUAUACUGCGGGACUCACAACAACAGCUGCAGGACCAACAACGACUACUGCAGAACCAACAAAAAAAGAAGGACCUACUGUAAGCACCACUGUUGGACCAUUAAAUACUACGGGGGUACCUUUAACAACUACUGCAGGACCAACAUUGCCAACUGCAGAACCAAGCACCAGAGUUGCUGGACAAAGAGAAACAACUUCUGGAUCAAUAACAACAACUACAGAUUCAAGGAUUGCACGACCAACAACAAAUGCAGAACCAAAAACAACAGCAAGACCUACCGCUGCUAAUGUUGGACUAUUAACUACUACUGGGAGACCCACAACAACUGCAGUAACAACAACAUAUGCAAGACCAACAAAACCAACGGUUGAACAAACAACACCCUCAGCAGGACAAACAACUGCAGUGCCAAAAUCAACAACUGCAGGUUCAAUAACUACUGCAGGACCAACAACGCCAGCUGUUGCACCAACAUCAACAACUGCCGGAACAAGAGCUACAACUUCAGGACCCGCAACAACACCAUCCGGAGGAUCAACAACUGCAGUGCCCAAAACAACUACUACAACUAAAAAAACAAUUCCUACAUCAGCAGGACCCAAAGCAAUAACUGUAGGACCAACAUCGUCCUCAGGAUCAAUAACUGCAGAACCAGCAACAACAACUGCAGGACCAUUAACUAGUAUCAUGGGACCCACAACAACAACUGCAGGAGCAAUUACAACUGCAAGACCAACAACGCAAACUGCUGAACGAACAACAACUGCUGGACCAAGAGCCACAACUGCAGAACUAACAACAAAAACUGCAGGUCCAACAGCGACAACUGCUGAACCAACAACAAUUACAAAACCAACAACAAGAAACGUUGAACCAACAACUGCAGUACCUGCCACUGCUACAACAGCACCAUUAACUUCUAUGGAGGGACCAACAACUGCUGCACCAACAUCAACAACUGCAGGACCAACAACGCCAACUGCUGAAAAAACAACACCAACUGCAGAACCAACGACUGCAUUGCCAAAAACAACGACUGCAGGACCGAGAACUGCUAUCAAGGGUCCCUCUUCAACAACUGCAGGACCAACAACAAAUGCUGGUCCAAGAGCUCCAACUGGAGGAACAAUAACAACUGUAGGACCAACAACAACAACUGCUGAAAAAACAACACCAACUGCAGGACCAACGACUGCAUUGCCAAAAACAACGACUGCACGACCGACAAUUACUACAGCUGUACCAAAAGCAAUUAUCACGAUUCCCAUAGCAACAACUGCUGAACCAACAACAGCUAAUGGUCCAAAAGCUACGGCUGCAGGACCAAUAAAAACUGCAGGACAAACAACGUCAAAUUCUGAAUCAACAAAAUCAACUGCAGGACCAAUAAUGACAACUGUUUUACCAACACCAUGUUCAGGACCAUCAACAACAACAUUACCCACUACCGCUGGAUCAACAACAACAACUGCAAGACCAACAACAACCACUGCAGGACCUACAACGCCAAAUCCUGAACCAACUACAAUCCUUGGAUCAGGAGCUACAACUGCAGGAACCACAACAGCAACAGCAGGAUCAUCGACAACUGUAGUGUCAACAACGAAAAGUGCUGAUCCCCAUACAGAAAAUGAAGGGACUAUUGAUUUGAGAUUCAGCAUGAGACGUACGUUUAUCGAAGACUACUUAGAUUCAAGCUCAACAGCCUGUCAGGAGCUGACUGCUAAUGUUACAACAGAGAAUCUGCUGUUCCGACUGAAAGCCGUGCAGUGCAGGAGCAACUACAACAACUUUAGGAAAACCAACCACUGCAGGACCAGCAACAACAACUGCAGGAACAUUAAGUACUACAGCAGGUCCAAUAACAAUAACUGCCAGACCAACAUCGACAACUGCUGGGUCAGCCACAACAGAUACAGGACCGACAACGCCAAUUCCGGAACAAACCACUGCAACGCCAAUUCCUGA
This is a messenger RNA of Gadus morhua (Atlantic cod), 3594 nucleotides long. RefSeq names its product mucin-5AC-like. The transcript has 3 exons. The coding region runs from base 61 to 3594 and encodes 1177 amino acids. NCBI's taxonomy places the organism in Eukaryota, Metazoa, Chordata, Actinopteri, Gadiformes, Gadidae. The record is from RefSeq and is a predicted model, not a curated record.